Tetrahymena thermophila SB210 is the source of this 4227-nucleotide messenger RNA. RefSeq lists its product as hypothetical. The record is from RefSeq and is a predicted model, not a curated record. The transcript has 2 exons. Gene Ontology annotation, molecular function: protein binding. NCBI's taxonomy places the organism in Eukaryota, Ciliophora, Oligohymenophorea, Hymenostomatida, Tetrahymenidae.
AAUUAAUUAGUGAUAUCCAAAAUCUUAUUUUAUUAAUAAUUCACAAACAAAAUAAGUACAUAUAUUAAUAUGAGUGAAAUACUUAACGAUUAAUUAACAGACCCAUCUUCUAGUUCAGUAUUUAAUUCUACUUCUUAAUACGAUAGUAGUAGUAUAGUCAUUCACCCUUAUAAUUAGUAGAAUCUUAAGAGCAUUAAUCAGGCAUAUAAUACUUUUGAUACUUAAACAGUAGACAUUAAUAAUAAUAAUCCUAUCAAGAUUACUGAGAAUUUUGAAAGCAUAGAUUACUUGCAGUACAGUGCAGAUACACUAACACAGUAAGCAACAAAUAAAUAAGGAUUAAUUACUGAGUCCUAGCAAAUAAAAUAUUAGAAGCUAUAAGAUCUUCCUGAUUUUAGAUAAUAAAAAUUAAAUUCAUUCAAUUAAUAAAAUUUAAAUUGUCAAUUUAUUGAAAAUCAAAGCAAUUUAAUAAGUGACACAACGAUAUCAUAAUCUAAUUCAAAAAUAAUUUCUGAUGAUGAAUCUGAUUAUAAUUUUCAUCACCAUAUUACCACUAAAGACUUAUCUAAUCAAAGGAUUGAAACAUUUCCUGAUGCAAGUAUAUUAGAAGGAUAAUACUAAAGGCUAGAUUUAAGUAAGAACGAAUUAAGCAGAAUGAAUAAAAAUAUCCCAAAUGGAGUUAAUCAAUUGAUUCUAAACGAUAAUAGAUUUGCUUUUUUGACAAAUAUAUAAGGAAGCUCGUUAACUCUAAUUGAACUAAAAAAUAAUAGAUUAAUAAGUGUUUAAGGGAUUAAAGUAUGUUAAAAUUUAAGAUAUUUAGAUGUCUCUAAUAACUUCCUCAGUGAUGAUUAACUGGAAGACUUAAAAGAGUUGAAAAAUUUAGAAACAUUACUGAUGAGGCACAAUCAUUUAAAAGACGAAUCAAUAGUUGACCAUUUUCAUGAAAAUAAGAGUUUAAAAACUCUCGAUAUUUCAUAAAACGACUUAGAGGAUAUUGUUAUUUAAUAGAAUUGUUAUAUUAAAAAGCUUUAUUUGCAGCAAAAUAAAAUAGAAAGUUUCAAAGUAAUAAACAAUUUAACUAACAAAUGGAAAGAGACUUAACCAAAAAUUUUUAUUUAGAAAAUUGAUAUUUCUCAUAAUGGUUUGUAAUAUUUUGAUGCAAAAUAUUUAAUUUCUCUUAGAGAUUUACUAUCGUCUGACAAUUCUCUUCUUGACUUAGACUUAUCAAAUAAUUUAAAAAUUAAAAAAAUUGAUUUAAAUAGGAAUUAAUUAAGCAACAUUAAAUUUAAAGAAAAUGAGAUUUACUUAAAAAUGAAAUAACUUUUUAUUUCUAGUAAUAGGAUAGUAAAAAUUUCAUUUAUUUCUUAACAUUUAUAAGCUCUAGAGGAUUUGGAUAUAAGCUAUAAUAAUAUAGAUGAUCAUAAUCAUUUUUUUGACAAUAUUUCUAAGCUAAAAAAUUUAAUGAAGUUAAAUAUGGAAGGAAAUCCAUUCGACUAGGAAGCUAAAUUAAUUUAAAAGUCCCUUGAACAAAAGGAAAGGAAUUACUAUAAAAGCAAUGAUAUUCAAUAGAUAUAUCAAGAAGUUAAUGACUAAGAUCAAUAUUAAAAACCUAAAAUAAGUUUAUCUCCUUUUGAAACAAACAAAGAAGAGAGUAAAAUACUUAACUCUCAUUUUACAAGUGUAUCUAAUAGAAAAAUAUAAUUUUAAUACAACUCACAAGAUAAUAAUAGUAAUUUAUUAAAUUGUUAACUUUCACCUGAUAUAUUUAAGUCAAUAGACUAGUAAUAUAUUACUCAAAAAAGUGAUAUAUAAUAGAGUCUGGACUAAAGUACAUACCUGAACAGCAAAAAGAAUAUGGAAGAGAGUGUUAGCUAAAAUUAAAAUAGUAGCUAAAAUAUUGACUAAGAUACUAAAAAUUUAUAAAAUUCAAAUCAUUUUAAAAAAGAAAAAAAAGAAAUUUAAUGCAUUAAUGAAGAAGAGGAAGAAGCUAACUUAAGGGAUGGUAAUUAAAAACAAAAUGACAUUUUCCAACAAAAAUUAUUUUAUGAGCAAGCUUUUGAGUCAAAUUUAUUUAAAAAAAAAAUAAAUUAAAGCCAAGACUAAUAAUAAUAUGAGAGUGAGGCAAAAAUAUUGAAUGAUAAACUGAAUUUUUCAAUAAUUGAUGAAGAAGAAUUUUCCUAUAAAAACUUAAAGAGUAAAAGAGGAGAGAACUUUUCUUAAAUAGAAAUUGAUAAUUAAAACUAAACAAAUUAAACAUUUAGAAAAAAAUAUUCUACUAAUAAGUUUUCUUAGAUUGAUACUAAUAGGAGUGAACUAGACAAUACUAAUGACAACAAUUAAUUUAAAAAAUAUUCAAAUAAUUGUUAAAGCACUGAGUUGUUGAAAGAUAAAAUUUUCCAUAAAUCAGUCAAUUAAAAUCAAUAAUUUGAUCAAUCUUAAAAAGAAAAUAAUUUAAAUUAUUCUAAUAGAACUUUUAAUGAAAUUGAUGAAGAAGAUAGAUAGUUAAAGCUUGCUAUAGAAACCAUGGAAAGCAGUCUUACAGAUGGUAGCUUAUUAAGUGAAAUUACUAAUGAAAUGAAUAGGGAAUAUAGAAAAAAUUUAAAUUAGCUGAAAGAAUACUACAAAGAUAGAAAAUCCAAAAAAAGUUUGAGGAAAGAAGAUGGUGAAACCUUGUUGUUAAUGAAUUAAACUUUAAUGCAAAAAAUUAUUCAUAAGUUGGGAGAUGAUCCAAAUUUAUUGCAAAAUCCUUACUACAUCAAAUGUAAAUAGCUAUUAGAAUAGAAUUUUCAAACUUUUGAGCCUUCGUUAGAUAAAAAUAAAAGCAAAUUUAACUCUAAAAACGAGUAAAUUUAAAAUAAAUCUAUUCAUAAAAAAUAAUAAGCUCGUUCAGCCAAUGAUCAAACUAAUGCUACAUCAAAAACGGAUUUUAUUUGCUCUCCAAAAUUUUAACAAGAUAUGGAGAACUAUUUUUAAAAUGACUAAUUUCCUCAAGAUAUAAAAAACAACUAAACUGUUAAUUUAGAACAUAAACAUUCAUCUAGAAAUACAUCUAUACGAACUGAAAGACAAUAAAUGAAUUUAAAUUAAAACGAAUAAAUCAAUAAUCAGAUGUAAUAUGUUAAAGCACAAAAUACACUUCCAGAAAACUAAGUACAACAUUAUGGUAAUAAUAAAAUUCUAUUUUAAGAUGAAAGUUGUUAAAAUCAAGGAAUUUAGUAAAAUCAACAUUUUGUUAGCAAUACUGGUAUAUAAAGCAGUUCUCUAAUGAGCACUUAAGAAUAAGCUAGCAGUCUUUUCUUAAAUAAUAAUUGUAAUUAAAACAGAAAUGCCCAUAAAAAGCAAACAGAUCAAAGUUAUUAUUAACAUUCUCGUAACAAUAGUAACAGCAAUAGCACUAAUAAUUACAAAGAAUAAAGUUUGUUUGAAAGUAGUAAUAUCUAAAAUGAUUACUUAUGCUCCUAACCUUUAUUUUCAGAUUCUUCUUAAAUUCCUGUAAUAACAAAUAAUUCUCCUUUUAUUAAUAACAUAAACAAAAAACUAUAUAGUUAAAGCUCGAGACUACCUUCUUAUGAAGUAGAGUAAUAAAACAAACUUACAUACAUUUAAUAACAGCAAAAUUAAACUUGUAGAUUAUUUUCAAAUGAGAGAAAUAAGACUAACUAAAUUUAUAAAAAUAACAAUAAUUAAAACUAAGUUAAUUCUUUUUAUACUCAAAAUUAAGAUUCUAACUUUAACAUAUUUAUAUCUGAAGAAGAGUUUUUCAAAGUUUUCUAGGAAUAUUUAAUUGCUGAUGACCUGAACAAUAAAUGUUUUUCCAACAAUAAACAAUCAUUAACAGUUAGAAAAAAAUUCAUAAAAUUAAUAAUAAGGGAAGUAUUAAGUAACUGUGAUGUUUACUACAGUACUUCAACAAUAGAGCAAAUAAUUUAAAAUAUUAUGCCAUUUGUUGAAAAUGUAGAAAAUGUAAGAUUUGAUUAACUUUACAAUAUAUUUAAUAAAAAUUUAUAGUCUUACUCUGAUUAAUUUGCAUAUAACAACACUGAGUGUAUUACUAAAAGCUAGCAUGAAUCUGGAUAUGUAUGUGAUACUUAAUAAGAAAGAAUAAAUUCAUAGCUUUAAUCAUAAUAGGAAAAACUAGAAGAUAGAAUAAAAACUCCUCCAUAAAUAAUAACAUUUAGAGGUAAAAAAUAUGAAAUUGGGUCGGCAUACCCAAUUUCAUAUUUUUGA